Balaenoptera acutorostrata (minke whale) is the source of this 2737-nucleotide messenger RNA. RefSeq names its product endosomal transmembrane epsin interactor 1 (gene ENTREP1). Gene Ontology annotation, cellular component: membrane. The transcript has 12 exons. The record is from RefSeq and is a predicted model, not a curated record. NCBI's taxonomy places the organism in Eukaryota, Metazoa, Chordata, Mammalia, Artiodactyla, Balaenopteridae. The coding region runs from base 169 to 2067 and encodes 632 amino acids.
GGCGGCGGCAGCGGCAGCGGCAGCAGCAGCAGCAAGUGGUUGGGCCGUGCGCAUUUCCUUCCCUCCCCCUGGGCCUCGGAGCCCGCCCGCUCGCCCAGUGCGCGGCGCCCGCGGCUCCGCUCCGCGUCCUCUUCCCGCCGCCACCGGCCGCUCCUUCCCCGCCCGUCCAUGUCCCUGCCCGUGGUGCUCCCGGGCUCCUGCUGCCCUGUGGCUGGGCUCUCGGGCGGGCCGCAGGCCGGGGGCCCGGGCGCCGCGGCCGCCGCCGCCCAGGAGCCGCCGCUGCCCCCGCUACGGCCGCGCUGGUCCCGGGCCGCGCUGCAGCCCCCGGCGCGGCCUCGCUGCGCGGCCACCGCCGCCGCCGCCGGGGUGCUGGCCCCGCCGCCCGCGCUCUCCUACCGCCGGGCCGCCGCCGCCGCCGCCGCGGCCCCGGGCUCGGCGCUGCUGCCCGCUCGCCCGCUGCUGUCGCUCGGUCUGCUGCAGCUGAUCCUGGGCUGCUGCAUGGUGGCACUCAGCUUCGGGGCGCUGUCGCUGAGCAGCUCCCCGCAGGUGAAGAACUCGUGCCCGUUCUGGGCCGGCUCCUCGGUGAUACUCUCUGGAAUCAUAGGAUUAACAACUUGGAAACGGCCUAUGAUACUCCUGGUUGUCCCAGCACCACUUGUUGAAGAGCCUGUUUUUUCCUCAUUGAAUUAUCUUGGAACCCUUGUUGAAAAUCAGCUGACUCUAAGUGUGAACCUCUUUGUGCUGCUGUCUGUGGUGUGUGUCCUCCUGAAUUUAGCCGGAUUUAUCCUAGGCUGCCAAGGGGCCCAGUUCGUGUCCAGUGUGCCCAGGUGUGAUCUGGUGGACUUAGGUGAAGGCAAGAUUUGCUUCUGUUGUGAAGAAUUUCAACCAGCCAAAUGCACAGACAAAGAAAAUGCCUUGAAACUCUUCCCAGUUCAGCCUUGUAGUGCUGUUCACCUUCUACUCAAGAAAGUCCUUUUCGCCCUAUGUGCCUUGAAUGCCCUGACGACCACCGUCUGCUUGGUAGCAGCUGCCCUUCGCUACCUUCAGAUCUUUGCAGCCAGAAGAUCCUGCAUCGAUGAAUCCCAGAUUUCUGUGGAAGAAGUGGAGGAACACAGACGCAUCCCAGACCCUGAAGACUUUGUGCCGCCAGUGCCUCCCCCUUCCUAUUUCGCCACGUUUUACUCAUGCACACCCCGGACGAACCGCAGGAUGGUUGGUCCUGAUGUUAUACCACUGCCGCAUAUCUACGGAGCGCGAAUCAAAGGCGUGGAAGUGUUCUGUCCCCUGGAACCCCCGCCUCCCUAUGAAGCUGUGGUGAGCCAGACGGACCAGCAGCAGGGAUCUUCAUUCCAAAUGCCAGAAGGAUCAGAAGCUGCCACCAGCCCUUUGGAACCGAUCUGCAUGCCAGUGACUCAAGGUGGGGACAUUCCUAACACACCUGGAGAAGAAAGCGCAUCCAUGUCAACUCCCAGCUCCAGCCAGCUACGUCCGGCGAGGAGCUGGAGAGCCCUCCAGCCCCUGAGGACAAGAUCCAAGAGUGACCCUGUGCUUCAUCAUUCUGCAGAGAGAGCCGUCCCCGUGCUCAGCUGUGAAGCCGCGACUCAGACUGAGGGAAGACCAGACCUGGCUGCGGUGACCUUGAGAAGAGGGUUGAGAUCUCGAGCUUUGAGAUGCAGACCGAGGUCUUUAAUAGAUUACAGAUCUUACAUGGACACCAAGCUGCUGGUGGCGAGGUUCCUGGAGCAGUCCUCCUGCAGCAUGACCCCGGACAUCCAUGAACUUGUAGAAAACAUUAAAUCUGUUUUGAAGUCCGAUGAGGAGCACAUGGAGGAAGCCAUCACAAGUGCCAGUUUUCUAGAACAGAUCAUGGCCCCGAUGCAGCCCAGCACUUCCAGGGCCCUCAUGCUGCCCUCGAGGAGACAGCCUGGCCUGCUGCACCUGCGGAGCUGCGGAGAUCUGAGCACCUUUGUCCCCGCGGGGAGGCCGAGAGCGGAGAGGAGGCCCCGGCGAGCGGAGGCUGAGAGGCCACACAGCCUCAUUGGCGUCAUCCGAGAGACUGUCCUGUGAAGCUGCGGGGCCCGGGCUCCUGAGGAGCAGGAAAAAAGAUGGGCCCUGGAAGGCACUCAGGGCCUCUGAGGGGAUGGAUCCCCUUCCUAACCCUGUAGUUUCCUGGCUGGGAGUAGGGGUCCCCCUCUGGGUACUCCUCAGAAAGGGGGGGCACUCUGGAGAACAUUUAUUCCCGCUCUUUGGCUCCCCUCUCUGCCGGCCAAGGGCACUCGAGGGGGAAUGACAAGUUAUUCCGGACCCAUUUGGCUUUUGGAUGCCCGAGUUGGAGGCCAUGAAUGAAGCUGCAUCUCCUUCUCUGCCCGGGUCUGCCCUGCUGUGGGCGGAAACGGCUCAGGAUUCUGUGCCCGCCGCACCCCUCGCGGCUCCCUUCCUCACUGAGUUCUUUCCCUGGCUGGAAGGGCAGAUCUGCUGGGUGGCUAUUUAUUUGCUGCCAAGUGAGAGUGGAACUGGCACGGAAGCAGGAUGAUUAACCCUGAUAUACUGCGAUGGUCAAGCCUCAUGUUAGGUCACUUUCCAAUCACACUCUCUUUAGGAAAAACAGGAAACUUGUUUGGUGACAAAUUUUAUUGAAAGACAUUUAGGGAGAGAAUUCUUGUUGAUGCCAUUUAUUCAUGCUUGCAAAACUAGAGACAGCGAAGGCAGAACUGAGAAUAAAAGUGUUUACCUUGGA